Vicia villosa (hairy vetch) is the source of this 1511-nucleotide messenger RNA. Its product is annotated as hydroxycinnamoyl-CoA:piscidic acid hydroxycinnamoyltransferase-like. The record is from RefSeq and is a predicted model, not a curated record. The transcript is spliced from 2 exons. Gene Ontology annotation, molecular function: acyltransferase activity, transferring groups other than amino-acyl groups. Lineage: Eukaryota; Viridiplantae; Streptophyta; Magnoliopsida; Fabales; Fabaceae. The coding region runs from base 1 to 1431 and encodes 476 amino acids.
AUGAAUGCCCACACUCUGAAAAAGAUGAAUCUGAUUGAGACAAUUGCUGCUCCGCCCAGCGUAGAUAAUGAAAUAUUGACCAAAAAGGCUCCUGCUCUGGCUGUUUUUGAAUUGUUCUUCAGAAAUGAGCAUCCAAAUGUUGUUGUCAGUUAUCUGAAACUAUGUAAAGAAGAAGGCUCUGCGUAUGAUCUUAUGUGGAUAAGCAAACAAAAGCUUUUCACUACAGCUGAUUUAAUACCAGAAAUAGAGGAACAAAAAAAGAAGAAGAAAAGAAAGCAAGAACAAUCAGAAAGAAGGAAAGAAAAGAAGGAAAAGAAAGAGAAGAAAGAACAGCCUCUAAGCUUACCCAGUCAGCUUGAAGCUCAAACCACUAAAACUAUUCAUGAUUAUGGUGACUUUUCACCUUCUGACUCCACCAAAGAGCUUGUUCCAUUAAUUGAUUAUACUCAACCCAUUGAAGAUAUUCCAUUAUUUCUUGUGCAACUCACAAGGUUCCAAAAUAAUGAUGAAGGCUUUGCAAUUGGAGUUGCUUUUUUCCAUCUUUUAUCAGAUGGACUUGGAGCUAUUAGAUUCAUCAACUCAUGGGCCAAAGUAGCUAGAGGAGAAACACUUGAGGCUAAUGAGUUACCCUUUCUUGAUAGAACAUUACUCAAAUUUUCUCACAAACCAGUAGAACAAUAUUUUGAACACAUGGAGUUAAAGCCACUACCUCUCAUUCUUGGAAGAGAAGACACAAGUGAAGAAAGAAAGAAAAAAACGUCAGCAACAUUGUUGAGACUUUCACCGGAACAAGUUGAAGAGUUAAAGAAAAAAGCUAAUGAAUAUCAUAUGAAGAAAAAAGGGUCUAGGUGUUUUAGUAAAUAUGAAGCAAUUGGUGCACAUAUAUGGAGAUGUGCAUCUAAGGCACGCGAGCUUGGAGAGAAUCAACAAAGUGUUGUUAGAUUCCAUGCUGAUAUUAGAAGCAGAAUGAUUCCACCUCUUCCUAAAAACUAUUUUGGGAAUGCUUUGACACAAACAGCAGCAAAAGGAUAUGUUGGAGAAAUCACAUCAAAACCAUUGGGUGAUGUUUCACAAAUGAUAAGAGAAGCAAUUGAGUUUGCAAGUGAUGAAUUUAUAAGGUCACAGAUUGAUAUUAUUAGGGGAUUUGAACAUUUGGAUGAUGCAAGAGCUUUGUUUUUAGGUGGCGAAGGUGAUAAAUUUCCAUAUGUUGGGAAUCCUAAUUUUCAUUUAACUAGUUGGAUGAGUAUGCCUGUUUAUGAAGCUGAUUUUGGAUGGGGGAAGCCUGCUUAUUUUGGAAUGGCUAGUGUGUUUCCACAUGAUAGGGCAGUCAUCCUUCUUAGUCCUGAUGAAGAUGGAUCUGUUCUUGUGUGUUUGCAUUUUCAGAUUGCACAUUUGGAGCUUUUCAAAAAGUUCUUCUAUGAGGAUAUUUGAAAUUUGUUUUUAGUUUUGCUUUGCAUUGUGAUCUGUUUUUCAAUAUUAUGUUUGGAACUAGUGAUUGAAAUGAAGGUGAA